Messenger RNA from Paramuricea clavata, 537 nucleotides. NCBI's taxonomy places the organism in Eukaryota, Metazoa, Cnidaria, Anthozoa, Malacalcyonacea, Plexauridae. The record is from the annotation of a GenBank genome assembly.
AUGUCGAGAACAAAUAUUGAAGAACGAGAGAUUCUUUCAGCGGAACAAGAACAAGUAUUGCUCAAUGAUGAUGAAGAACCCACAAAAACCACUGUCGACUCGACAGAGGAUAGGUGGGCGAGCAUGUUCCGAGAGUUUAAAGACGACGUUUUGGAGCGUUUUACACGCAUUGAGGCCAAACAAGAAAGGCCCUCUAAACGGCGGCGUAGACGCAAGUCGUCAUCGGCCGAAGAGUCGCCUGACGACGAUAUCUCUGACACAGAGAAAUUAUGUGGAGCGGUAGACUCUGCCGAAACAAGUAGUGAGCGAGAGGGCGACACGCCAAAUGGGCAAAUGAUUUCGGAGCCCGAUGAUAAUCUGCUGAGCGAAAUUGCUCAAGAGUUUGACGGGGGCGAUGACACAGGGCCAAACGUAAGCGAGAAACUCGCUGACAUUGUCAACAAGCGUUGGGCUGAAAAGCUGGAUGAUUCAAAAUUUAAAUCCAAAUUGGAAAAAUAUAAUAGACCAGCAAACUGCACUCGCCUCCUUGUCCCUAAG